AUUUCACGUACACAGAUGAUUGAGAUUUUACGAGAUUUUGUCAGGAUGACACACGGGCACAUCCGCCAUAGAAAAUACUCAACUACGAAUUUGAGAUGACAGUGACGUCACAGUGUUUGCCUGGCCUCAGCCAAUCAGAAAAGUGCUGGAAAGCCAUCGUCUUCCCUGGUAAACAUCUAUCAGCUGAUUGUUGUUUCUCGGCUCAACAUGGAUGUGCAAACUAUGGAAGAGGUGCAAAAAAAGCCAGCGCCUCAAGACUGCAGAGCUGUCUGAGGGGAAAAAUUUUUUGGGCUAAAAACUCUAAACGGGAAGGUGUAACUUUUACAAUGCAUGAGAACAUAACAACAAAUGGUGUGUUUCGAGGCAUAGACAAAGAUGUUUUGAGCGUUCAAGUACAGAAUCUCAAGACACCAGCAAUAAUAUAUCCCUGGGCAAUGGUGAGGGUGCCUGAUGUUUUAAUCGAUUCAAGUUUUAAUUUAAUUGCAAACUGUGUGAAUCUUUGUGCAAAUUAA
Molecule: messenger RNA, 512 nt
Organism: Cherax quadricarinatus
Lineage: Eukaryota; Metazoa; Arthropoda; Malacostraca; Decapoda; Parastacidae
Source: RefSeq, a predicted model, not a curated record